AUGGCAGCCUCACGUAGUCACAAUCCCCUCGAACAUGACAUCUCCUCCGCUGGGGGCCGUCUGCGCACGAAAUCAAUUACCGGCAAGAGGAAAUCUCGGUCCGAUGAAAAUGCUCAUGGAGAUGGAUACAUUGACGCCCGCUCUUCGAGUAAGAUCCUGGCAAUAGCACAAGACCUCGCAGAUGAAGAUGCCGAGGAUGGAAAAAUAAUCGCCAGACCUGUCGCCUCCCCACAUGCCGCAUUUGGCUUUGAUUCAAGAUUCGCUGGAGACGAGGAGGAUCGAGAUGCAGGACAAUCUUCGGAAGAGGACGAGUGGGUUCCAGAUGAAGAGGAGGAAAUUGUGGUAGAUGAUGACAUGGAUCCCGAAGAUCUGGCUGUCUACAAAAAGUUUUUGAAUCAAGGGGAGGAUCUCGCCGACUUUGCCCCCAGCAUGGCCAAUCUUUCAACCGGAAACAAAGGAGAUUUCUCUGAUUUAUCGCCCUCACAAGCUGAUCCCGACGAGGAGGGCCAGACAACCAAUCUCACCGACCUAAUUCUUCGACGGAUUGCUGAGAAAGAGGCUUUAGAUGCUGCCCGGGCAUCCGGCCAACAGCCAGCAUUCGUACCACCCCCUGAUGCCGUCGAAAUUCCAGCCAAAGUCGCCGAGACAUUUACCAGAGUCGGUCAACUUCUUUCUCGAUACAAAUCCGGGCCACUUCCAAAGCCAUUCAAAGUCCUCCCUACCUUGCCGCAAUGGCCCGAUCUCUUGUCCAUGACUCGACCAGACCAAUGGACGCCCCAUGCAGUAUACCGUGCCACCAAAAUUUUCAUCUCAGCCCCGGCAUCAACCGGGCAAUUCUUCUGCACCGAAGUUCUCUUGGAACGAGUGCGGGAAGACAUUCAAGAGACCAAGAAACUCAACGUGCAUCUGUACAAUGCUCUCAAGGCGGCUUUCUACCGACCAAGCGCGUUCUUCAAAGGCUUUCUAUUUCCCUUGGUCGAAUCCAGCUGCACUUUACGCGAAGCACAUAUAAUCUCCAGUGUUCUUGCAAAGAUCAAAAUCCCCGUCCUCCACUCAGCAGCGGCAUUACUGAGACUGUGCGAAAUCUGUGCCGAGCAAACCAGCAGCAUCAACAGCGAAGCGGCCGGCUCGGCCAACAUCUUCAUUCGAAUCCUGUUGGCCAAAAAGUACGCACUGCCAUACAAGGUGGUCGACGCACUGGUGUUCCACUUCCUCCGGUUCCGGGCGAGCAAGGAUCCGAACGGUGAAGAAUCGGCCGGGCUGGGCAGCAAAGAAGCCAAGUUGCCGGUGUUGUGGCACCAGAGUCUCUUGAUCUUUGCCCAGACCUACCGGAACGAAAUUACCGAGGAUCAGAGGGAGGCAUUGCUGGAUUUGUUGCUGGCCAGAGGCCACAAAGAUAUUGGUCCUGAGGUGAGGCGGGAGUUGCUCGCCGGGAGGAAUAGAUCUGGGCUGGAACAGGGCGACUCGAUGGUCGUGGAUAGUGGUGGAGAGAAAAGAGACGACGGCGAUGAUACCAUGGAAAUCACAAAUUAA
Exophiala bonariae is the source of this 1533-nucleotide messenger RNA. RefSeq lists its product as uncharacterized. Gene Ontology annotation, cellular component: cytoplasm; nucleolus; preribosome, small subunit precursor. The coding region runs from base 1 to 1533 and encodes 510 amino acids. Lineage: Eukaryota; Fungi; Ascomycota; Eurotiomycetes; Chaetothyriales; Herpotrichiellaceae. Gene Ontology annotation, molecular function: snoRNA binding. The transcript has a single exon. The record is from RefSeq and is a predicted model, not a curated record. Gene Ontology annotation, biological process: rRNA processing.